AUGUUUUGUCGCGCCGUACCGAUUCUUGCCGCUGCGGCCUUUGCCGGUCAGGUCCUAGCCGCCGACCUGCGCCAGCCGUACCAGUCCCAGUUCGCCAGAAUGUCGACCAGGAACAUCUUCGGGCUCGAUCGCCGCGAUGACGAGGGGUAUUCGCCCGAUCAGGAGCUCUGCGGAACAGGUUCGACUUGCGCCGAAGCUUGCGGCAAGGGGUUCGAGCAGUGCGCCUCUAAGGACGGCGUCACCCACUGCUACGACUCGGGUUCAAAGCAGACCUGCUGUCCCGCCAUGACCGGAGAUUCUUGUGACGAGGGAUACUUCUGUAGCGCCGACGACAGCGGCGCCACCUGGUGCUGCCCAGACAGCAUGACCUUGGCCCAGUGCGCCGCCAAGUAUGGCUUGCCUGCGCUGAAAUCAGACACAACAUCGGCGGCACCAACGUCGUUGCCCACCGCGCAGAGCUCAAGCACCACUUCAGCUACCGCCCCGAUCGCCACGACCAACAACUUUGUAAGUGCCGAGAGCACCACCUCGCUUGCUCUUGCGCCUCAGGUCGCCCCCUCCUCAGAUAGCGCCAGCUCCACGGGCUGUACCACCUACACCUCUGCAAUUGUUUACUCCACCGUGGCAACCUCCACAAUCAGCAGCACCAUCACCACCGCCAGUAGUAGUAGCCUCGGCAGCACUCUCCUGACCACCGCAACUGACACGACCACCAAGGAAUCUUCGGAACCGAACUCCGCCUCCGACUCCUCUUCCGCUUCCUCCGAUUCCGCUUCCGCUUCCGCCACCUCAUCCAUCGUCCAGGCCGGUGGAAGCUCCAACGGCCCUGUCGGCGGCCUGGUCCUUUUUCUGGCGGGUGCUCUGGCGGCUCUCUUCUGA
Molecule: messenger RNA, 879 nt
Organism: Anthostomella pinea
Lineage: Eukaryota; Fungi; Ascomycota; Sordariomycetes; Xylariales; Xylariaceae
Source: the annotation of a GenBank genome assembly